UACAAAACUGUCUAGUUUUAAUUAUUUUAUAUAAAAAUAAAGCACUUUCCAAACCUUAAAAUCAAGACAUUUCCAAUUAUUUUAAGAACCCUGAUGCAAGUAAAACUAUAUUUGUUACAAGAAAGUAGCAUAUCUGCCAGCUAAAGGUUACUCUGUACUCAUCAACGGUGGCUACACAUUUUUCCAUACAGGAAAUUAAGUUACACAUUUGUCAUAACAAAGAGGCCUUUCAUUGUAAAUCUUGGCCAAACCAAACUUUUCCAGUGAACGCUCCAGCAGAGGGCAGUCGGAGGAUAAACGGAGAACGUCUGGGUGUGGCUGCCUUAACGUUUGCAAGGUAAAUGCUCUCUGUUUGGUCUCUGGGGUGGGUGUCGCUCAUACAGACAGAAAAACUGGCUUUACACAAAUAUGUGCUCCUGUGCAAGAAGAGAAAAAAGGUCUAAUCAAAAGAGGUAAAAAGCAAAAAGAAAAACGCAAUAACCCUCAUAUUGUGUCAGAAGCAAGUUUUCAGCCUGGACCAUUAAAACAACAUAAAACAGAAACAAAAAGUGAGUUAAAUAAACUUCAACUUAAACUACUGGGAGUUGCGUUUUCAGCUCAUGACCUCAGCCCCUCAGCAGAUCCUCCCUGCAGCACUAAAUCUCACAUCGCCGUGCAGGAAUGCACCGCCAGACACUGUUGCUUCAGCAAGAAUCUUUACACACAGUUUACAGUCGCUCACAGCCGAAACUAAACCGGCUGCAAGCAGGAAUAUGGAUCAAACUAAACCGGCUGCAAGCAGGAAGAUCGCUCAAACUAAACCGGCUGCAAGCAGGAAGAUCGAUCAAACUAAACCGGCUGCAAGCAGGAAGAUCGAUCAAACUAAACCACUGCAAGCAGGAAGAUCGAUCAAACUAAACCGACUGCAAGCAGGAAUAUGGAUCAAACUAAACCGGCUGCAAGCAGGAAUAUGGAUCAAACUAAACCGGCUGCAAGCAGGAAGAUCGAUCAAACUAAACCGGCUGCAAGCAGGAAUAUGGAUCAAACUAAACCGGCUGCAAGCAGGAAUAUAGAUCAAACUAAACCGGCUGCAAGCAGGAAUAUGGAUCAAACUAAACCGGCUGCAAGCAGGAAUAUAGAUCAAACUAAACCGGCUGCAAGCAGGAAUAUGGAUCAAACUAAACCGGCUGCAAGCAGGAAUAUGGAUCAAACUAAACCGGCUGCAAGCAGGAAUAUAGAUCAAACUAAACCGGCUGCAAGCAGGAAUAUGGAUCAAACUAAACCGGCUGCAAGCAGGAAUAUAGAUCAAACUAAACCGGCUGCAAGCAGGAAUAUAGAUCAAACUAAACCGGCUGCAAGCAGGAAUAUGGAUCAAACUAAACCGGCUGCAAGCAGGAAUAUGGAUCAAACUAAACCGGCUGCAAGCAGGAAGAUCGAUCAAACUAAACCGGCUGCAAGCAGGAAUAUGGAUCAAGAGUUUUACAGAAUAAACAAUCAAAAAAGGACAAAAAACAGGCUAGGCAGACCAAUUUCUCAAAACUAUUUUGCACUGGAACGGUCUUCAAGCAGCUCACAGACACAUUCAUACAUGGAUUGGUGGUCAGAUUUAGCACCAGUGCGUUGCUCAAAGGAACAUCGACAAUCAGCAGAGGACGAAACAAACUUCUCAACUGCAAGACUUUUCCACUGGACUAAAACCAGAAACCCAGCAGGCCGUCCAUUUUUAUAUUCUGUGAGCAGAAACCUGCGGGACUCGGUGUGGCAGCGAAGGCAACGCAGCGAAGGCAACGCAGCGAAGGCAACGCAGCGAAGGCAACGCAACGAAGGCACCGCAGCGACAGACGAGUGGAUUAGUCAGAAUAAAUGUGCUGAUUUUUAAAGCGCCGCUGAAUCGAUUUAUAAACAGAAACGUGGGCAGCUGCUCUUCAUUUGCAACUUUUCACAUGCAGUCUGUUCCCAUCUGUGACUGAAACAGACCAGAGAAGAAGAAGAAGCUCAAACACAACAAAUGUCCUGAAAUGUUAAAGGAAACAGCAGUUUUAUUUCAGCAGCUCUAAACUGCAAAAACACAAAACAUUACCAAGGAUUUUUAGUCAACGUUUAGUGUAAAGAUCUCAGUGCAUUUGAAAUAAGACAAAAAUAACUUACAUGUAACUUUUCAGCAAAAUAUAGAAUACUGUUAUAAGUAAAUAAUUACCUAAUAUUAAUUUUAAAAAAGUGCUAAACAUAAGUGAAGUAGAUUGGAACAAGACAACAGAGUUUACAACAGAAUAUUAAGGACGAGUUAAGAAAAUAAAAUAAUAAAAUUAGAAUAAUAAAGUCACAUAAUGGGAAAAAUAAUUAAAUAAUGUGAGAACAGACAAAAAUUUUUACUUUAUUCUC
Xiphophorus hellerii (green swordtail) is the source of this 2361-nucleotide messenger RNA. Its product is annotated as enamelin-like. The record is from RefSeq and is a predicted model, not a curated record. The transcript has 2 exons. The coding region runs from base 917 to 1858 and encodes 313 amino acids. NCBI's taxonomy places the organism in Eukaryota, Metazoa, Chordata, Actinopteri, Cyprinodontiformes, Poeciliidae.